Molecule: messenger RNA, 2979 nt
Organism: Pundamilia nyererei
Lineage: Eukaryota; Metazoa; Chordata; Actinopteri; Cichliformes; Cichlidae
Gene: bcl2l13
Product: BCL2 like 13
Exons: 7
Coding region: 255-1919 (554 amino acids)
Biological process (GO): apoptotic process; regulation of apoptotic process
Cellular component (GO): membrane; mitochondrion
Source: RefSeq, a predicted model, not a curated record
GCUCUGACAGGAAGACUGGUGCCGGUUUUGUACGCUAACAUCCAGAGCACCCUGAGUACUAACGGCUACCUGCCAUUGGUGGGCUACCCUCUCCGGCGUCUGCUACAGUAGUGUGUGUGUUUAUGUGUGUGUGUUCAUAAUUCUGUUCAGCUUGUCGUCUGUCCACAUCUGGUUGCCUUUGGACAAGGACGGUGAGACGUCCAGCUUUGACUGUAUGAAUUAAUGUGCCUGAGAGUCUGAUACACAUCUGUUCGAUGGCUACCUCAGGCUCCACCGCCUCUGCCUCAAUCCCAGCCACUGUGCCUGAGGGUUUCCAUUUUGAAACCAAAUAUAUUUUGCUUAACUACCUAGGAAUGGUGCCUGCAGGUAGAUCAGACCAACCAGCUGCAGCUCAAGGAGAUGCAGAGGCCGAGAAAACAAGAUCCAGAGUGAUAAAGGAGCAAAUAGAGGAAGGGCUGAGAGAACUGGAUGGCGAAAUUGCCGCCUCCUUUUCCAGGACGGGAUUCGACCGACACAAUUCACUGGUGUUCGCUCCAGCCAACCCGGAGAACUCCAUUGAGGACUGCCUGGCUGCAGUGGGAGACAGGCUGGCCCAAGAGCUCGACACACACCUGUCAGCAGCCGUACACACACUCCUCACAGGACCUCUGGACUAUCAGAGAUUCAGAUGCACAACACUGGAGCUCUCAACACACACACCGGGAGGCUGGAGCAAGGUGCUUGUUCCGUUAGUGCUGCUCCAGGCUCUACAAAGUGAAGGCCAGUCUGUGAUGACUCUGUUGGACCUGGGGCUUCACUUCCUAGAGGAGAACGAGGCAGACUACAUCACUCAGCUUGGGGGAUGGGGUGAAGUAUUCCGCCUCGUGUUGGAUGAAGAGCGAGGUGUGACUAUUGCCGAAGACAGCAACGACAUUUACAUCCUCUCAGGAGACCAGGAUCACGACCAGAUCAGCCCUCCCUCGUCACUGCUGUGCACCGGAGACAACAGCAGCGAGCAGAGCUCCUGGCAGACAGAAAGCUUACCUGUGUCUCUGGCUGGCCACGAGUCGUGGGCACAGGUUGGUGCGAUGGACCCUGAAGACAUCAAGAGCCUGGACAGCAACGAGGGUGUUGCUCUGGUCGAGGAGCGUAGUGAAAACAACUCCUCAAACUCGGACAUCGUCCAUGUGGAGCGCGAGGAAGCCGAGCUGUUGGAGGAAGGCAGUGAAGGCGGAGUGAUAGAAGAAAGCAUGAUGAGUGUUUUAGGCACUGACAGUGAGCUGGCUGAGCUCAGGGAGGAAUUAAGAGUCCAGACCGCACCUGCACCAGUGACAGCUGAGGCAGACCCCACACCUCCAGCUUCCCUGAUUUCAUUAGAAGAGCCAGUUGUGAUAGAAACACCUGCAAGCUUGUCUGCAGAACCUUCAUUCAUUUCCUCAGAACCAGAGCUGCUUCCCUCUGCCUCUGAACCUGCUGAAGCCCUUCCCACUGAAGCUGAACCUGCAGUACCUUUGUUUGUUGCUGCAGUGGAACCAGAGCCUGAGCCAGAACCAGCUGCUGUCACUGCCCCAGUGACCGAUCCAGUGCCUGCUGAAAUGGCAGUCCCAUCUCCAGCCAAGGAAAUCCCGACAACACCAGCAGAGCCUGAUUACACAUUAGAACUAGCGUCCGAACCAGAGCUGAACCCAGAGUCCAUCACUGUGUUUCACCAGCCAAAGGAAUCGCAGCCAGAACCAGAGACUGUGGCAGAGCUAGACGAUACGGUCGCUGCACCUCCAGUUCCAGAGGCUGUGGAGGCCCCUGUCAAAGCACCAGCUGAGGAGGCCCCAGUGCAGCCGGAGCCAGAAUCAGAGCUCCCAGUGUUGCUUUAUGGAGGGGCUGCUCUGGCAGUCCUUGCAGCUGUUAUAGCCUUUGUUCUCAUACGCUUUCAGAGGAAAUAGCGUAAAAAAAGUGUUAUCCUCAGCAGCGGGGAGUGUAGAAUGCUAAGGUAGAAUAAAGGUAUUUGCAUACAUACGGUGAGACUCUCCUUAAAAGUAGUUUUUAAAAAUCUUCCGGGUAUAAAAUGUGUGAAAGUGUCCCCCAGCAAACCAGAAUGUCUUGUCAUCCACAACCUUAGUGCUGGGAGUCCCUCGCUGCUUCUUUCAACCAGGUGCAAACACAGAAAUGUGAAAACGGUGCACUCCACUCUACUUCUUAUUUUCUCUGUUUUUCUUUUGGGGGUCAGUUGCAAUUUUGUUUCCAAUUUCUUUUUGCCUCCAAUCUUUUGUACUUCUUACUGAGUACAAAAGCGUGUGUGAACUUUUAUCCCUCUUCGCUUAGAUUCAGCUUCUGUCGUGUCUCUUGGUUUGCUAUUUGCAUUGUUUCUUUCAUUGGAGCCAGCGACGCUGGAUUGAAAAUUGACAGUGCUCUCACAGGAAACAUAAACCUCAAGUAUAAGUUGUGAUGUUGUGCGACAUAUGGGUUUCUUGCUCUUCCGCCUCCUACGCAACAAAGGGUUAUUUAUAUUUUUCUCCCUGUGAGUAAAUCUGAUACUUUCAUAAACAGACUUCUAUAGAAGUGAAUGGUAUUUUUGAUAUUUUCGAUUGAAACCAAAAAUGAAUCUAACGUGUCCAUAUUGCACAAUAAAUUUGUGAUAUCAGUACAUAAAUUUAAAUAUAUUGUGGUUUUAAAACAUUUAAAAAAAUCUUGAUGCAUAUUGUUUCAGAAACCAGAUGUUAUGAUUUUUUUUUUUUUUAAAUCUACUAUAUUUGGUUGCAUUAGCCAAACAAGAACCACCGAUUACUUUCAGUGUAAAGUGAGCUAUAGUUACUCCAGUUACUCUCACCCUCAUUUCAGUUACUUUGCUGUCGUGCUUUUGCGCCCCAGCAUCUUUAUUUGGUCCUCUGUACUUUGCCUUGUCCCCUUUUCCCUUAUUGUGGCACUGCUCAUAAUACCCGACUAGUUCCACAAAGGUUCAUUUGUAAGUGUCUGCCCCAGUGACAACAUAAUACUUCCCUCCCC